AUGUUCGGGCCUGUGAUGUGGACCGCCAUUAAUGCCGCUCGGAGUGACCGAGACAGACGGUCAUCCACGAGGAAGAUCGUCCAGGAGGCCCUCCAGUCAAACCGAUCGGAUCUUUCUUUGUUCUUGCUGAGUCAGGGUGCUUUAGAUCUGGCCAGUGACUCCGCUAUGCUGCCAGAACUCCCAGGAGCUGAAAUCCCAUCCUUUUCUCCAACGCUGCUGGACGGCGAUGGGGGUGGGGAAAAACUGCAGUCCUUUACAUUAGCUCGGCGUCCGAGGAUGCUGACUAAUGAGGGCGGCAAUCGCAACAAGAUUCCAGCUGGAGGGUGCAGGGCCUUUCUCUCUGGUUUACACUUGCCUAGCGGU
Dibothriocephalus latus is the source of this 363-nucleotide messenger RNA. The record is from the annotation of a GenBank genome assembly. NCBI's taxonomy places the organism in Eukaryota, Metazoa, Platyhelminthes, Cestoda, Diphyllobothriidea, Diphyllobothriidae.